AUGGCACAACAUGGCGAGCUCAAGAAACUCGGCGUUACAGCACCUAUCAGUGUCGAGUCCCCCAAGCCAGAUGACCUCAAGUCGAGCGACGCCCUCAUGGCGGACCUUGUCCAGCUGAACCAGUUUGAGUCGGAGCGCGAGCGGAAAGUUCGCGAGAAACUCCUCUCCAGCAUCCAGCAGCUCGUCACCAAGUUCGUCCAUGACGUCUACAUCAAGCAGGGGAUGUCUGAGAAGGUAGCGAGCGAGGCGGGCGGCCGCAUCUACACAUCUGGUUCUUAUCGACUUGGCGUCCAUGGACCUGGCUCCGAUAUCGACACCAUCUGCGUAUGUCCGCGCGACAUUUACCACGAGCACUUCUUCAAUGAGUUCCAGCAGAUGUUGCGCGAUUGGCCCGCUGUCACGGAGAUUUCAGCUGUCUCUUCGGCAUUCGUGCCCGUCAUGAAGACGGUUAUCUCGGGAGUGGAGGUCGAUCUUCUCUUCGCUCGCGUCAACUUGCCAGAGGCGGGCGACAAACUGGACAUUGAGAAGGACGAGAUUCUGCGCGGCGUUGACGAUGCGUCGCAGCGAAGUCUCAACGGCCCCCGAGUCACAGACAUGAUUCUCAACCUCGUACCCAACGUCGAAACCUUCCGCACGGCGCUUCGAAGCAUUCGUCUCUGGGCGAAGCGACGAGGCAUCUACUCAAACGUCCUCGGUUUCCCGGGCGGUGUAGCGUGGGCCCUCCUCACCGCGCGUAUCUGCCAAUUAUACCCGAACGCCGCACCGUCGACAAUCGUGUCAAAGUUCUUCCCGAUCUACUACCAGUGGGGCUGGCCGCAGCCUGUGCUUCUCAAACGCAUCGACUCGGGACCCCCCAACAUGACCCACACUGUGUGGAACCCAAGAACUGACCGCCGUGACAUGGCACACCGUAUGCCCGUGAUUACGCCGGCCUACCCCUCAAUGUGCUCGACGCACAACAUCACCGCGUCGACAAUGACGGUGAUCAAGAACGAGAUGCUGCGCGCAAUGCAGAUUACCGACAAGAUUGUGUCCAACCCAGGAUCCUCGUGGGUGGAGCUCUUCGACAAGGUCGACUUCUUCGGCCAGUAUAGGAUAUACGUCCAGGUCAUCGCUGCGGCGUCGACCGCGGAGGGCAUCAAGGACUGGAGCGGUAUGGUCGAGUCGCGUAUCCGCACACUAGUGCAGGACCUGGAGAUGACCGACACGGUCCUCCUCGCCCAUCCACAGACUGGCGGAGUGUCUAACACGUUCAUCUGCCUCACUGAAGAAGAGCAGGCAGCCGCCUCUCAGGGCGAGCUGAGCGUCGAGGCAAUGAAGCGCAAGGAGGAGGACUUUGUCGGGCAAGACUAUAAGAUGGUGUACACCAAGAACUUCUUCAUUGGCCUUGACAUCGAGAAGAAGCCUAAGGGCGCACAGGGUGGCGGCCGCAUCCUCAACCUCUUUUACCCUAGCAAGAGGUUCUGUGCGGCAUGCCAGCAGUGGGACAAGUACGAUGAGCAGGAGAUGAGUGUCAUCCUUCGGCCAGCCAGGCGCUCUGACCUCCCAUUCUACGUCUUCCCUGACGGCGUGCCCAAGCCGAAGAAGAAGGGAAAACGCGAGAAGGUGGCGACCGAGUCUGGCACAGAAGAGCAGCCUGACGGGAGCGGACAAGGUCCAGCAAAGCGCUCGAAGUCGGCUGGCGGUAUGGAGGAAACGGACGAGGCGGCGCCUGCUGCUGCUGCUGACUGUUUGUCUGGCGCAGGUAACACCGGUGAAGAACCCACACCAAACAACGCCGGCCCCUCCCCAGUUGAAGUACAGACGCCUACUGGCCUUGAUCACGCUGCGUCUCCAUCCAAGGUCGCCCAGGCGUCGUUCACCAGCACAGCCAAUGGUGCCGCUGAGGCGACCAAUGAUGGCGGCAAAGCUGUGCUUAACGGCGCAUAG
Messenger RNA from Cutaneotrichosporon cavernicola, 1929 nucleotides. RefSeq lists its product as uncharacterized. Lineage: Eukaryota; Fungi; Basidiomycota; Tremellomycetes; Trichosporonales; Trichosporonaceae. The transcript has 14 exons. Bases 1 to 1929 code for a protein of 642 amino acids. The record is from RefSeq and is a predicted model, not a curated record. Gene Ontology annotation, molecular function: poly(A) RNA polymerase activity; RNA binding. Gene Ontology annotation, cellular component: nucleus.